Molecule: messenger RNA, 1095 nt
Organism: Parathielavia appendiculata
Lineage: Eukaryota; Fungi; Ascomycota; Sordariomycetes; Sordariales; Chaetomiaceae
Product: MED6-domain-containing protein
Exons: 2
Coding region: 124-1095 (323 amino acids)
Biological process (GO): regulation of transcription by RNA polymerase II
Cellular component (GO): core mediator complex; mediator complex
Molecular function (GO): transcription coactivator activity
Source: RefSeq, a predicted model, not a curated record
CCAAUUCCAGCUACGUCUCUGCACAAAUCACCGCCCGACAGACACAAUCACGAGGACUUUUGGGCCGGGCAUAAUAGCCUGCAACGACGCGUUACUCGACAACUUAAAGCUACACGAUCAAUAAUGGCCGCGAACCCAGCACCGAACGCGGGUCCGCCGCUGGACGAGAUUCAAUGGCGCGCGCCGCCCGACUUCGAGAUGGGCAUACACAGCAACAGUGUGCUCUACUACUUCGCUCAGUCACCAUUCUUCGACAGGACGUCCAACAAUGAAGUCCUGUUUCAGCAGGGGCUGAACAAUCCCAACAUGACACAAUACCUGGCGACCCGCGAGCUCUUCGAAGGCCGCCUCAAGACCAUGUCGGGGCUCGAAUUCAUUGUUGCUCAGGAACCCGCCGAGACAGGGCCUGGAGCAGGGACCGGCGUGUGGGUUAUCAACAAGCAGACCCGGCGCAAGCGACAGCCCCAAGAUGAGAUCAUUGUGCAUGCGACAUACUUCGUCGUCGGGGAAAACAUCUACAUGGCGCCUAACCUAGCGGACAUCAUCAGCUCGAGACUUGCUUCCAUCUCCUCCUCAAUAGCCAAUAUCCUACCCACCUCUGCAGGCGUUCAAUCCUGGUCACCCGCUCUCGGCCGAACCUAUCAACCCCCCACCGCGACAUACUCCACAGCCACCACCAAGCAGCGCGAAGCAACCCCGCUCCCAGAAAACACUACGGGCACCAGCAGACCCGCCCCAACCACCACCCUGCCGAGCUCCCGCCUCCUCGAAGAAGCCCUGGGAAUCCACCACCAGUUCGGCUCGCACAACCUGAAUGAGAACCCCAUCACCGGCAAGCCAGGCGAGUUCCAGCUAGCCUCGACCGGCCGCAAGGGCGUCAACCUGUCUGCUUCAGCCGCCGCCAACGCCAAGAAGGCCUCGCUGAUCCCGGCCCUGCCGAUUAUCAACACCAAGUUGGGAGGGGCAGAGAACCCGCUGGCCCCGACGGGCAAGCCGACGGGCAAGGAGACCAAGAGCCCCAAAACGCCGGGGGGCGGGAACAUGCAGAAGGCGAGGAAGAGAAAGGGCAGUAAGGCCGCUGUGACGCCGCAGUAG